Microsporum canis CBS 113480 is the source of this 768-nucleotide messenger RNA. RefSeq names its product YEATS family protein. The transcript is spliced from 3 exons. Gene Ontology annotation, biological process: regulation of DNA-templated transcription. NCBI's taxonomy places the organism in Eukaryota, Fungi, Ascomycota, Eurotiomycetes, Onygenales, Arthrodermataceae. The record is from RefSeq and is a predicted model, not a curated record. Bases 1 to 768 code for a protein of 255 amino acids.
AUGCCAGCUCCUGUAGGGACAAAGCGUGUUCGAGGAACUCAAAUAUUCCGACCGUUCGUAUUUGGCAGCGAAGCUUACCCCUUUGACCCGAACAAACGGCCCGAAGGCGCGGCAGAAGACCACACUCACCAGUGGCGCGUAUUCGUCAGAGGCAUAAAUGGCGAAGACAUAUCCUACUGGCUUAAGAAAGUACAAUUUAAACUACACGAAACUUAUGCACAGUCUGUCCGAACAAUAGAGGCGCCACCAUUUGAGGUCACGGAAACAGGAUGGGGAGAAUUCGAAAUCCAGAUCAAGCUAUAUUUUGUGCCAGAGUCAAUGGAGAAACCACAAACGUUGUGGCACGGCCUGAAACUGCAUCCAUACGGUCCAGAUGCUGAAGGAAAGAAAGCUAGAAGAGAGACUGUUGUCAGUCAAAACUAUGAGGAGGUGUUGUUUAAUGAACCAGUCGAGCAAUUCUAUGAUUUGCUUACUGGGGGGGCUGGCGUUGCGCCGCAGCAGGCAAAAGGAAAAUCAACGAAGGGGAAACAGGCCCAGCUACAGUCAAAUGCGGUGGGCGGAAGGACGGCUGAAAUUCCUCACUCAGACAGCCCUAAGAAUCCUUAUAGCCAAAAGACCGAAGCAAAGGAACUUGACAGAAUAAUAGAAGCGACCAAAACAGUCGAAAAAAUCCUAAAAGAUGAAAAAGCAAAACUUAUGGAGAGAGAGCGUGUGCUUGCUGGACUGAAGGAAACUGAAGGAACCAGCCUUCUCCAGAAGAAGAGAUAG